Messenger RNA from Magallana angulata, 1021 nucleotides. RefSeq names its product prothoracicostatic peptides-like. The transcript has 2 exons. The record is from RefSeq and is a predicted model, not a curated record. NCBI's taxonomy places the organism in Eukaryota, Metazoa, Mollusca, Bivalvia, Ostreida, Ostreidae. The coding region runs from base 170 to 958 and encodes 262 amino acids.
AUGUAGAGGCGGCGGGGCAGAACUUAGCACUAGCAUCCGCCUCCGAUUCCUUCAUAUAAGGCUAUUAUAGCCUUUCUGUCGUAGUUCAUGGGUCAGACUGGCUUGUAAAUUAUAGUUGAGAUUUUUUUCGGUUACUUUUCAAUAUUCCCUCACACAAGAACCUGGAAUAAUGCUUUGCCAUCUAGAGCAGCUGCUUCUCUCGUGUAUAGUGCUAUGCCUUGUUAAAGUUUGUGCUAGCCUAAAGGCACAAGAUGAAGCCUCUGUCAAUGACCACGACAUUGUAAGGAGACAAGCAAUGGGUCAUAGUUUCGGUGAUGAACUCGAAGGGUUUGAUCUGGAUCCGAAGAGAGUCAAUAAUUGGAAUCAAUUCCCGGCCUGGGGAAAAAGAUUAUCUAAACGCAGAUGGUCUUCUCUGGGGGCCUGGGGAAAAAGGAGUUGGCUGGAUCGACUUAUCAGUGCAAACAAUAACUGGGGUAAGCGAUGGAAGUCCAUGUCCAACUCAUGGGGGAAACGCCAAGCCCCUUCGGAAUUCGACGGUUUAGGCGACGAUUAUAUUAACAUUAAGAAGAGAUCUGUCGACUCUAAAUCCAGCCACAAGUCUAGGAACAAGCGAUCGAUACCUACCGAGCUGUCCCCCGAGCAAAAUGAAGAAAAGAGAAGAUGGUCGUCAUUGUCGGCGUGGGGAAAAAGAAGCGACGAUGACGAGAAGCGAAGAUGGUCCUCUCUUUCAGCUUGGGGUAAAAGGAGUAACCCGGAAGCAAUAUAUGACAAUGAUAGUGAUAAUAUUUCAAAACGGAAGUGGUCAAGUUUCUCAUCUUGGGGAAAACGCGGCGAUCCCGUUGAUUUGUCCAAAAGGCUUUACUCCUACUGGCAAAACCGCUUAAUGACAAAUAACCCAUGGAUGGAGCGAAGGGGAUGGAAUGCGUUUUCAUCUUGGGGAAAGCGAUCUAUGGACUAAAACAGUCAGAUUUUGAAAAUGAAAGGGACUCUCUUUAUGGCAAAAUAAAGUUACGUUUCCACA